GCAAGAGAGUGAGAUCCUGUCUCAAAAAAAGAAUUUCCCAUAUAUGGAAAAUUUCUGAACAGAGGAGUUAAGUUAAAGGUGUGGUUCAGUGGAGAGAAGGGGGAAUGAUUUUCUGGCUGACCAUGAUAGAAAACUCCUUUCCAGCCCUUACCUACGAUUAGAGAUUGAAGCACCUAUCAGGUAACAAAUCUCUUAGAGAAGUGUGUCUCUACCUUUAAUGUAUUAUACCUAUACCUGGGGAUCUGGUUAAAAUACAGAUUAGGAUUCAAGGGUCUGGGAUUCUGUAUUUCUAAUGAGCUCCCAGGUAUGCUGCUAGUUCAUGAACCACACUUUGAGUAGCAAUUCUAGAGGUUAGGGAAGGCUUCUCUAGCAAAGAUGCUUGAGCUGAGAGCUGAAGGAUGAGGGAAAUGUGACUAAGAAGCUUUUUAGGUGCAGGAACCAGCUUGUUCAAAGGCCUUGUGGCACUGGGAAAACUAGAGGAAGGUCUGUGGCUGGAAAGCAGAGAGUUUGGGGAAAUAAGUGAGAAGGAACUACAGAGCACAUAUGACCCGGCAUGCAGAACUAUGUAUGAGGUAUCUAGAGUUUUAAUAUUCACCUUGGCAGUGAGGAGACACCACUGAAGGCUGCUUAGCAGGGAAGGCACACGAUCAGAUCUGCAUUUUGAAAAGAUCAUUCCAUCUGCACUAUAAAUGACAUAUGGGUGGCAGGGAUGUAUAAACAAAGUGGAAGCAGAAUGUCAGUUAGGAAUUAGGGAGCCAAAGUGAUCUUUCCAACAGGUAGUUUGUCCAUUACUGGUAGAGAUGGAGAGAUGUGGGAUAUCUGAGAAUAUAUAGGAGGUAAAAUGGACAGAAUUUUGUAAAUGAUUCAACAUGGGUAAGGAAGAAAAAGCUUUAAGGCCUAUUGCCUGAGCAUCUGGAAGCAAUGCGAUGUUGAGGGUGCCAUUCACUGCAGAAAGAAGCAGUGGAGGACAACCAAGUUAUAGGGGGAAGGCACGAGUUUGGUCUUGAACAUACCGAGUUGGAGGUCCCUGUGAGUCAUCCAAGGUGAAGGUCAGAUAAGAGGUGGGUCUGGAGCUCAGAACAGAGGUGGAAGCUGGAGUUGUCAGUUUGGGCAUCAGGUUUGUAUUGUUUGUAUGGGUGGUGAUUGAAGCUGCGGGCAUGGGUGAGAUCCCAAGGUGGAGAGUGUGAAAUGAGAGAAGGGCCUAGGGCUGUCUCUAGGAUUCCAGACACUGAACGAUGGUGUCUAAAUGAUACAGACAGGAAUGGCCCUAGAAGCCAGCACCACCAGCCUUGUCACUACCAAUAACAGACCCUUCCUGCAGUUGCUUCACCCCGCUGAACUUCAACCACUGCCUCAAGAACCAGGACUAUAAUGGCCUGCCCAUGCUCAGCACCAAUGCCAUGACCUGGAAGAUGGUUUCUGCAGUGGAGAAAAGGGGAGCAGAAGGGACUUAGCAGCCAAGGAAGACAGUGUUUAGAGAAAGAGGGGGUCAACAGUGCCAAAUGCUGUUGAGAAAUGGAGAUUCAACCAGGAUGGGAGUGGUGAAACCUAGGGAAGUGAUCUCCUUGUAGAGGACUGAAGCUAGCUAGGGCUGAAUACAGGGCCAAGCCAGUCUUCCAUAUGCAUAAGUUGGACUGCAGUAGCCAGCUUAUAUGUCCGUCUCCCUGGAGUAAUGGUUUCCAAGGUGGACCUUGUCUACCCUAUUAACCUUAAAGUCAAGUGCAAGUCCUAAAACGUAGGAGACACUUAAAUUUUACUGAUUAGUGAAUGAGUGGAUGAAUGAAUGAAUGAGUGAUGGCAAAUGAUUGGAAGCAGAGGAAGAAUCUCUGGCAUCUGCCUGGACUAGCUACUAUCCUUCAGCUUUUUUUCCUUUUUACCGCAAUGGCCCGCAGACCCAGGAAAGAGACGACAGAGCCCCCUUCCCCUCCCUCCCCUGGGCCCUGGCCCCCCUUCCUCUCUGUGACGAAGAGUCUGGACCGAAGGUUCUGCUGACGUGGGAAGGGGAGGAGAGUCUAGAGGAAGGGGAGGGGAAAGCAGCGCAGGGAUCGCAGAGACCGAGGAGGCGCCUGCGGCUGCAGAGCUGCAGAGCGGGAUCUCUUCGGGUUCUCUGUGUCGGGGCAGCCGGCACGCAACUGGGCCAGAGGACAGCGCAUCCUUUCGGGGCAGGCCGGCAGGGGCCCUGCGGUCGGCAAGCUGGCUCCCCGGGUGGCUACUGGGACCCCCGAGCCCAAUGGCGGGGGCGGCGGCAAAAUCGACAACACUGUAGAGAUCACCCCCACCUCCAACGGACAGGUCGGGACCCUCGGAGAUGCGGUGCCCACGGAGCAGCUGCAGGGUGAGCGGGAGCGCGAGCGGGAGGGGGAGGGCGACGCGGGCGGCGACGGACUGGGCAGCAGCCUGUCGCUGGCCGUGCCCCCCGGCCCCCUCAGCUUUGAGGCUCUGCUCGCCCAGGUGGGGGCGCUGGGCGGCGGCCAGCAGCUGCAGCUCGGCCUCUGCUGCCUGCCGGUGCUCUUCGUGGCGCUGGGCAUGGCCUCGGACCCCAUCUUCACGCUGGCGCCUCCGCUGCAUUGCCAUUACGGGGUCUUCCCCCCCAAUGCCACUGGCUGGGAGCAGCCCCCCAAUGCCAGCGGCGUCAGCGUCGCCAGCGCGGCCCUAGCAGCUAGCGCCGCCAGCCGUGUUGCCACCAGUACCGACCCCUCGUGCAGCGGCUUCGCACCGCCGGACUUCAACCAUUGCCUCAAGGAUUGGGACUAUAAUGGCCUGCCGGUGCUCACCACCAACGCCAUCGGCCAGUGGGAUCUGGUGUGUGACCUGGGCUGGCAGGUGAUCCUGGAGCAGAUCCUCUUCAUCUUGGGCUUUGCCUCCGGCUACCUGUUCCUGGGUUACCCCGCAGACAGGUUUGGCCGUCGUGGGAUUGUGUUGCUGACCUUGGGGCUGGUGGGUCCCUGUGGAGUAGGAGGGGCUGCUGCAGGCUCCUCCACAGGCGUGAUGGCACUCCGAUUCCUCCUCGGCUUUCUGCUUGCCGGUGUUGACCUGGGUGUCUACCUAAUGCGCCUGGAGCUGUGCGACCCAACACAGAGGCUUCGGGUGGCCCUGGCAGGGGAGUUGGUGGGGGUGGGAGGGCACUUCCUGUUCCUGGGCCUGGCCCUUGUCUCUAAGGAUUGGCGAUUCCUGCAGCGAAUGAUCACCGCUCCCUGCAUCCUCUUCCUGUUUUAUGGCUGGCCUGGUCUGUUCCUGGAGUCCGCGCGGUGGCUGAUAGUGAAGCGGCAGAUCGAAGAGGCUCAGUCUGUGCUGAGGAUCCUGGCUGAGCGAAACCGGCCCCAUGGGCAGAUGCUAGGGGAGGAAGCCCAGGAGGCCCUGCAGGACCUGGAGAAUACCUGCCCUCUCCCUGCAACAUCCUCCUUUUCCUUCGCUUCCCUCCUCAACUACCGCAACAUCUGGAAAAAUCUACUUAUCCUGGGCUUCACCAACUUCAUUGCCCAUGCCAUUCGCCACUGCUACCAGCCUGUGGGAGGAGGAGGGAGCCCAUCAGACUUCUACCUGUGCUCUCUGCUGGCCAGCGGCACCGCAGCCCUGGCCUGUGUCUUCCUGGGUGUUACCGUGGACCGAUUUGGCCGCCGGGGCAUCCUUCUUCUCUCCAUGACCCUGACCGGCAUUGCUUCCCUCGUCCUGCUGGGCCUGUGGGAUUAUCUGAAUGAGGCUGCCGUCACCACUUUCUCUGUCCUUGGGCUCUUCUCCUCCCAAGCUGCCGCCAUCCUCAGCACCCUCCUUGCUGCUGAAGUCAUCCCCACCACUGUUCGGGGCCGUGGCCUAGGCCUGAUCAUGGCACUGGGGGCGUUGGGGGGGCUGAGCGGCCCGGCCCAGCGCCUCCACAUGGGCCAUGGAGCCUUCCUGCAGCACGUGGUACUGGCAGCCUGCGCCCUCCUCUGCAUUCUCAGCAUUAUGCUGCUGCCGGAGACCAAGCGCAAGCUCCUGCCCGAGGUCCUCCGGGAUGGGGAGCUGUGUCGCCGGCCUUCCCUGCUGCGACAGCCACCCCCUAACCGCUGUGACCAUGUCCCGCUGCUUGCCACCCCCAACCCUGCCCUCUGAGUGGCCUCUGAGUACCCUGACGGGAGGCUGGCCCACACAGAAAGGUGGCAAGAUCGGGAAGACUGAGUAGGGAAGGGAGGGCUGCCCAGAAGGCUCAGAGGUACCUCACACCAGCCAUCGUGGAGAGCUCAGAGGGCUGCCCCCACCCUGCCUCCUCCCUGCUGCUUUGCGUUCACUUCCCUGGCCAGAGUCAGGGGACAGGGAAAGAGCUCCACACUGUAACCACUGGGUCUGGGCUCCAUCCUGCACCCAAAGACAUCCUCCCAGACCUCAUUCUUUCUUGCUUUGUCAUUCUGUUUCAAUAAAGACAUUUGGAAUAAAUGAGCAUAUCAUAGCCUGGA
Messenger RNA from Sapajus apella (tufted capuchin), 4430 nucleotides. It is a transcript of the gene SLC22A17, whose product is annotated as solute carrier family 22 member 17. NCBI's taxonomy places the organism in Eukaryota, Metazoa, Chordata, Mammalia, Primates, Cebidae. Gene Ontology annotation, biological process: transmembrane transport. Gene Ontology annotation, cellular component: membrane. Gene Ontology annotation, molecular function: transmembrane transporter activity. The record is from RefSeq and is a predicted model, not a curated record.